Molecule: messenger RNA, 1545 nt
Organism: Babesia sp. Xinjiang
Lineage: Eukaryota; Apicomplexa; Aconoidasida; Piroplasmida; Babesiidae
Product: putative ATP synthase subunit beta
Exons: 1
Coding region: 1-1545 (514 amino acids)
Biological process (GO): proton transmembrane transport; proton motive force-driven mitochondrial ATP synthesis
Molecular function (GO): ATP hydrolysis activity; ATP binding; proton-transporting ATP synthase activity, rotational mechanism
Source: RefSeq, a predicted model, not a curated record
AUGAGUUCGUUGCUAAAGGUGUUCGGUGGGCGUGUUAGCCGUUCAUUUAGCCGUGGUUUGUUUCCAUCAUCACGUGCUUUUUCGGCUAAAGUCUCUGCGUCUUCCGGAUUACAGAAAGGUAGUAUUUCCCAGGUAAUUGGUGCUAUUGUCGACGUGAAAUUUGAAGGUAUUCCACCGCCGAUCCUUAACGCAUUAUGGGUUGAUACGCCAGAGGGUCGUUUAAGUCUUGAGGUGGCCCAGCACUUGGGUAAUGGUGUGGCCCGUACGAUCGCAAUGAGUGCCACUGAAGGUUUAACACGCGGCCAAGAGGUUAUUGACAGUGGUAACCCUAUCACCGUGCCAGUUGGGGAAGCUACUUUGGGUAGGAUCAUGAACGUUACUGGUGAGCCUCUGGAUGGCUGUGGUCCCAUCCCUGAUGCUAAGAAAAUGUCCAUCCACAGGGAUGCUGUAUCCUUCAGCGAUCAGCGUACUGAUGAAGCUCUAUUGAUUACUGGUAUCAAGGUGGUUGAUCUUCUUGCUCCUUAUGCUAAGGGAGGCAAGAUUGGUCUUUUCGGUGGUGCAGGUGUGGGCAAGACUGUAUUGAUUAUGGAGCUGAUUAACAACGUUGCUAAGAAGCACGGUGGUUUUUCAGUAUUUGCUGGUGUAGGGGAGCGUACUAGGGAGGGUAAUGAGCUUUACCACGAAAUGAUGGAGACUGGUGUUAUCAAGCGCCGACAGCUGGAGGAUGGUACAUUUGACUUCUCUGGUUCUAAAGCUGCUUUGGUGUAUGGUCAAAUGAACGAGCCGCCAGGUGCUAGGGCCCGUGUCGCUCUUACUGGUUUGACAGUUGCAGAAUACUUCCGUGAUGAGGAUGGUCAAGAUGUGUUGCUUUUCAUUGACAACAUAUACCGUUUCACUCAGGCUGGUUCUGAAGUGAGUGCGCUUCUAGGAAGGAUUCCGUCAGCUGUGGGUUACCAACCAACUCUUGCUACUGACCUUGGAGCUUUGCAAGAGCGUAUUACUACUACUAACAAGGGUUCCAUUACGUCUGUGCAGGCUGUGUACGUGCCCGCUGAUGAUAUCACGGAUCCAGCUCCCGCUACUACUUUCUCCCACUUGGACGCUACAACUGUAUUGUCCCGUUCUAUCGCUGAACUGGGUAUUUACCCAGCUGUCGAUCCUUUGGACUCUACGUCUCGUAUGUUGUCAGCAAACAUUGUUGGUGAGGAGCAGUAUGAAGUUGCGCGUGGCGUGCAGAAGAUCCUGCAGGAUUAUAAGUCGUUACAAGAUAUUAUUGCUAUUUUGGGUAUGGACGAGCUUUCUGAACAGGACAAGUUUGUUGUUGCUCGUGCCCGUAAGGUACAGCGUUUCCUUUCUCAGCCAUUCCAGGUGGCUGAAGUUUUCACUGGUAAGCCUGGAAGGUUUGUGGAGCUUCAGGACACCAUCAGCGGUGUAAAGGAGAUUUUGGAAGGUGAAUGCGAUGAUAUGCCUGAGAUGUCCUUCUACAUGGUCGGUGGUCUUCAGGAAGCCAAGGAGAAGGCCGUCGAGAUGGGCAAGACUAAGUGA